Messenger RNA from Cololabis saira (Pacific saury), 1839 nucleotides. Its product is annotated as protein-lysine 6-oxidase-like. Gene Ontology annotation, molecular function: protein-lysine 6-oxidase activity; copper ion binding. The record is from RefSeq and is a predicted model, not a curated record. NCBI's taxonomy places the organism in Eukaryota, Metazoa, Chordata, Actinopteri, Beloniformes, Belonidae. Bases 26 to 1153 code for a protein of 375 amino acids. Gene Ontology annotation, biological process: peptidyl-lysine oxidation. The transcript is spliced from 7 exons.
ACGCGUCUCUUAAUUUAUUUGAACCAUGAAAGCGCUCUCCUUCCCCCGACUGGUAGUGUCCUUUGGCCAUUUAUGUUUCCUCGGUGGUUUCUUGGAGGAAGCUGGCGCUCAGGAGGCUGCUGCUGCUGCUGCUGGUGAGGAUGCGCUCCGGAGGGGGUUGACAUGGCAACACAACGGGCAGGUCUUCAGCAUCCUGAGCCGCGGGUCUCGGUACAGGCCGAGCCCGAGGGGCCAGAGCGGGCCCGGCCGCGGGGCCCCCGUGGUCCUGCUCAGCAGCUCCAACGACACGGUCCCCGUCGGAGCCCCGCGCGUCCCGGCCAGCAGCAGCUCCGCGCAAAUACGCGCCAUGACGCGGCCUCUGCCCAGCGCUGGCGCCGCCCUGGUCAACCGGGAGGACAUGAUGGUCGGAGACGAUCCCUACAACCCGUACAAGAACCACGGGUACGACCCCUAUUAUAACUACUUUGACUCGUACUACCGACCCAGACCCCGGACUCAGCCCCGGCACGGAUACGGCACCAGCUACCACCAGAACGGUCUUCCAGACCUGGUCCCUGAUCCGUAUUACAUCCAGAUCGCCACCUAUGUGCAGAGGUCCCCUAUGUACAACCUGCGCUGUGCUGCCGAAGAGAACUGCCUCGCCUCUUCUGCUGCUCACGUUCAUGAUUACGACACCAGAGUCUUGUUGAGGUUCCCUCAGAGGGUGAAGAAUCAGGGAACAGCCGACUUCCUGCCCAGUAAACCUCGAUAUGCCUGGGAGUGGCACAGCUGUCACAACCACUUCCACAGCAUGGACGAGUUCAGUCUCUACGAGCUGCUGGAGCAUCAGACGGAGAGACAGGUGGCGGAGGGUCACAAGGCCAGCUUCUGCCUGGAGGACACUUCCUGCGACCCGGGUUACUACCGCCGCUUCGCCUGCACCUCACACACUCAGGGUUUGAGUCCAGGGUGCUACGACACCUACAACGCCGACAUUGACUGUCAGUGGAUCGACAUCACCGACGUCGCACCUGGAAAAUACAUCCUUAAGGUGACAGUAAAUCCCAAGAAUCAGGUUCCCGAGUCCAACUUCAACAACAACGUCGCUCGAUGCGAUGUGCAGUACACCGGCACCGCGGCGCACGUGUCAGGAUGCACCGUGACGAGCUACUGAGCGGCGGGUCACCGUGGGCCUGAAGAAGACCGAAGAGCUGCACCGACGACGUUGUUCACGCAGCUUCAGUCUUUUACACACAACCAAAAUACAUAAAAACACAAAAAACAGGGAGUAUAUGCUGAAUGAUGGAUUAACACAUUUUGAAGGUACUGUUACAUGUUUAUAGUGAAUGCUGUUUUAGUUCUUUAUGUCACUAAUCGUCCUCAGGUGAAGGCGUUUAGCUGCGGUGGCGCUGUAUUUACCUGAGUCACUGCUUCCUUACCUUUUCUUGCUUUGCUUUUAAUAUAUGAAAUUACUGAAAGAUGCUAAAUUUGAGUAAAUCUAUGAGAUGAGACACAUGUUUUCUUUGUAUGUGAUAAAAAUUUAAUUAUUUUAGGUUAAUUGUUGAAUUACAUUUCCAGCUUUAGAGAGUUUCUGAGUAUUUCUGAGAUAAAGUGUUGCAGCAGUUCUGUUUUGCCCUCCUUCGUCCUUUUACAUCAUUGAGCUUUUAUUUUUGUUUUUUGAUUGGUACUGUAGUGGAUCUUUGAUUAUUGGUGCUAUAAAACUGAGUUUCACUUUGUGCCAUUUGCGUCCUCACUUUGAUCUUGAAAAGACAAAAACAAGGAACCCGAUGAGCUCCUGUGGAAACCUGUGGAAACUGAGACAUAGGAGUGAACGUGUGUGUGUGUGUGUGUGUGUGUGUG